Molecule: messenger RNA, 762 nt
Organism: Venustampulla echinocandica
Lineage: Eukaryota; Fungi; Ascomycota; Leotiomycetes; Helotiales; Pleuroascaceae
Exons: 1
Coding region: 1-762 (253 amino acids)
Biological process (GO): endoplasmic reticulum to Golgi vesicle-mediated transport
Cellular component (GO): TRAPPII protein complex; TRAPPI protein complex; TRAPPIII protein complex
Source: RefSeq, a predicted model, not a curated record
AUGGCUUCCUCCCAACCCGUAAAGCCGCCCCUGGCGAGCCAGCCGUCGCAAGUUCAACGACGCUCGCAACCCGGCCUACGAUACCCAUCAAGCGGCAAGACUAUAUACCACAGACCGCUAAACCGCAGCCGGACACAAGAGCUCAGCCAAGCAAGCUUUGCCUAUCUCUUUGGGGAAAUGGUCAGCUAUGCGCAAAAGCGCGUUACAGGCAUCCAAGACCUUGAAAAACGGUAUGAGUUCCCUCCUUCAGCAACUACUGAAUCAAACCUUCAAUCUAUGAUCUAUGCUAAGCUAUUCCUUUCUACCUAUAGACUUAAUGUCCAAGGCCACCCCAUCGGCCUCAAACUCCUCGACCUCCUGCUCUACCGUGAACCACCACGCACCCAAACCCGGCCCCUCAACAUUAUCGCCCUCCUCCAAUUCAUAACCACAGUCCUCUGGCGGCACCUCUUCUCCCGACCCGCCGACGCCCUCGAAAAAUCCUCAAACCCAGAAACCCCUGAGGAAUAUAUGAUCUCGGACAACGAGCCGCUGGUCAACCAGUACAUCAGCGUGCCGAAGGAGAUGAGCCAGCUUAAUUGCGCGGCGUUUGUAGCGGGGAUCGUGGAGGGUGUUUGUGACGGGGCGGGAUUCCCGGCGAAGGUUACGGCGCAUAGUGUGGGGAAGGGAGAGGAGGGCGAGCUGUGGCCUGGGAAGACGGUGUUUUUGAUCAAGUUUCAACCAGAGGUUGUGGAGAGGGAGGCGUAUUUAGGGAGGAGCUGA